Molecule: messenger RNA, 559 nt
Organism: Pseudomyrmex gracilis
Lineage: Eukaryota; Metazoa; Arthropoda; Insecta; Hymenoptera; Formicidae
Product: 40S ribosomal protein S23
Exons: 3
Coding region: 79-510 (143 amino acids)
Biological process (GO): translation
Cellular component (GO): cytosolic small ribosomal subunit; ribosome
Molecular function (GO): structural constituent of ribosome
Source: RefSeq, a predicted model, not a curated record
GUGUAUUUCUGCACAUGUGCGACUGACUCCAACUCCAAGCCACGGAUCUCUUUCCGGUUAACACGGACACGAGGCAAAAUGGGUAAACCACGAGGCCUUCGCACAGCGAGAAAACAUGUGAAUCAUAGGCGUGAGCAGCGUUGGAAUGACAAGGAUUACAAAAAGGCACAUUUAGGAACAAGAUGGAAGGCUAAUCCUUUUGGUGGUGCCUCUCACGCCAAAGGAAUUGUUUUAGAAAAAGUUGGAGUAGAGGCUAAACAGCCAAAUUCUGCUAUUCGUAAGUGUGUCAGGGUACAGCUGAUUAAAAAUGGAAAGAAGAUCACGGCGUUUGUCCCAAGAGACGGUUGUCUCAACAACAUCGAGGAGAACGACGAAGUUCUAGUGGCAGGUUUUGGUAGGAAGGGUCACGCCGUAGGUGAUAUUCCCGGUGUGCGUUUCAAAGUUGUAAAGGUUGCAAACGUUUCUCUUCUUGCUCUUUACAAAGAGAAGAAAGAACGACCAAGAUCGUAAAUUUGUACAUUUCCAGACGUAUUAAUACAAAAUAUGUAAAACUAUAAAA